GGUUAUCUGGUGUAGCCUGCCGCCAAUCUAUCCUUCGAUUCCUCCCAUUAAAAUACGGACACUACUGUACUCUACUCCUUUCUCUCUCCUCCUUCCCUCCCAUUUCCCACACUCCCUCAGAUCACACUCAUCAAUUCCCCCAAUUUCAUCGACAUUCAAAACCCUAAAUCUCCAAUAAAAUGCCCAAUUAAACCUCAGAUCUAACCAAAUUAUCCAAUAAUGGGCCAUCCAAAUCUUCCAUCCUCCAAAAAACCAGGAAAACAAUGGAAACUUCUAGACCUAAUUACCGCAUUCUUCUUCGGAAUUGUAAUCCUCUUCUUUCUCCUCAUCUUCACCCCUCUCGGUGAUCCCCUUGCCGCUUCGGGUCGUCAGACUUUGCUCCGAGCCUCUGCUUCGGAUCCGAGGCAACGCAAGAAGCUCAUUGUCUCCUUAGAAGAAACCACCGGCGGUGGUCAUUUGAUCGAUGUCUGCCCGGCGGAGUUUGUUGAUUACAUGCCUUGUGAAGAUCCUAAGAGAAAUAGUCAGUUGAGUAGAGAAAUGAAUUUUUAUAGGGAGCGUCACUGCCCGCUGCCCGAAGAUUCUCCUCUUUGUUUGAUCCCUCCUCCUGAGGGUUACCAAGUUCCUGUUCAUUGGCCUCAGAGCUUGCAUAAGAUUUGGCACUCGAAUAUGCCAUACAACAAGAUUGCUGAUAGGAAAGGACAUCAAGGAUGGAUGAAGAGAGAAGGGGAACACUUCAUUUUUCCUGGUGGGGGGACAAUGUUUCCAGAUGGAGCAGUACAGUAUAUUGAGAAGCUUAAGCAAUAUAUUCCUAUUUCUGGCGGAUCCUUGAGGACGGCUCUUGACAUGGGCUGCGGGGUUGCUAGUUUUGGGGGUUACCUUUUGUCAGAAAAUAUUAUGGCCCUCUCUUUUGCUCCUAGAGACUCACACAAAUCUCAAAUCCAAUUUGCCUUGGAAAGAGGACUACCAGCUUUUGUUGCCAUGCUUGGGACACGUAGACUCCCAUUUCCUGCAUUCUCAUUUGACUUGGUUCACUGUUCGAGAUGUUUGAUCCCGUUUACUGCCUACAAUGCAUCAUACUUCAUUGAAGUGGAUCGUGUACUUCGUCCAGGGGGUUAUGUUGUAAUCUCUGGCCCUCCUGUGCAGUGGGCCAAACAAGACAAGGAAUGGGCUGAUCUUCAGGCAGUGGCUAGGUCAUUGUGUUAUGAGCUUAUUGCUGUUGAUGGGAACACAGUCAUCUGGAAGAAGCCUACAGGAGAUGCAUGCCUCCCUAAUCAAAAUGAUUUUGGGAUUGAUAUGUGUGAGGAGUCUGAUGAUCCGAGUUAUGCAUGGUACUUCAAAUUGAAGAAAUGUGUGAGCAGAAUGUCGUCUGUUAAAGGUGAUAUUAGUGUUGGGGCCAUACCCAAAUGGCCAAAGAGACUGACUAAAGCUCCUACCCGAGUUACUCAGAUGAAAAACGGCUUAGAUGUUUUUGAAGCUGAUGCUAGAAGGUGGGCAAGGAGGGUUUCCUAUUACAAGGAUUCCUUGAACUUGAAGCUAGGGACGUCAGCUGUACGCAAUGUGAUGGAUAUGAAUGCAUUCUUUGGAGGAUUUGCGGCAGCUCUUGUGUCAGACCCUGUAUGGGUUAUGAAUGUAGUACCUCCGCAUAAGCCUUCAACACUAGAUGUGAUUUAUGACAGAGGUCUUAUUGGUGUCUAUCACAAUUGGUGCGAGCCUUUCUCAACCUAUCCUCGAACUUAUGAUUUCCUCCAUGUAUCUGGUAUUGAGUCAUUAAUAAAGGAUUCGACAUCAGGCAAGCAAAGAUGUCACCUAGUGGAUGUGAUGGUAGAAAUGGAUCGGAUAUUACGUCCAGGGGGGACGGUGGUGGUGAGAGAUUCACCUGAAGUUAUCGACAGAGUACACCGUGUUGCUCAUGCUAUGAGAUGGGAUUCCAGCAUCCAUGAAAAGGAGCCCGAUUCAAGUGGGAGGGAGAGAAUUCUUGUGGCUACUAAAACCUUGUGGAAAGCAGAUCAUUAACACGGAUAUAGUGACUUAGUCCAUGUAGUGUAACAUUUUUUUGGGAAUUAUCUGUUUAUUACAUAUCUAUAUAUCUCAAGGAAAACUUUCUAUUCCAUUCACAAAA
This is a messenger RNA of Spinacia oleracea (spinach), 2119 nucleotides long. Its product is annotated as probable pectin methyltransferase QUA3. Gene Ontology annotation, cellular component: trans-Golgi network; endosome; cytoplasm. NCBI's taxonomy places the organism in Eukaryota, Viridiplantae, Streptophyta, Magnoliopsida, Caryophyllales, Amaranthaceae. Bases 220 to 2013 code for a protein of 597 amino acids. Gene Ontology annotation, molecular function: S-adenosylmethionine-dependent methyltransferase activity. The record is from RefSeq and is a predicted model, not a curated record. The transcript is spliced from 7 exons.